Microstroma glucosiphilum is the source of this 1578-nucleotide messenger RNA. RefSeq names its product NAD(P)-binding protein. The coding region runs from base 123 to 1286 and encodes 387 amino acids. NCBI's taxonomy places the organism in Eukaryota, Fungi, Basidiomycota, Exobasidiomycetes, Microstromatales, Microstromataceae. The record is from RefSeq and is a predicted model, not a curated record. Gene Ontology annotation, molecular function: oxidoreductase activity, acting on NAD(P)H. The transcript has a single exon.
GCCGGGCUUUGGCUCCUUGGCCUUGGUCUAUAUGACUACCCCGCGUCGCACUCAUCUCGGCUCCACCUCUUCUCUAUAUCUCACUAUCUCUACACAAGCACAAUCCUCUUCACCGAUCAACCAUGUCAAGCAACAACAGUGCAUCCAGCAGUACCCGCGCCCUCGUUCAGCUUGCAACAACACCACCCAGUCUCGCCCUCCAACCCUUGACUUUGCCUGCCCUCGGCUCAGGCUCAGGCUCAAGCUCAAGUGCGGGAGCGAAUGGACCCCGUGCAGCACGUCUGGCCUUGAGUCAUGUAGCGCAGAACCCCACGGAUGUGCAGUCCCUUGACUCGAACGCUUUUGGAGAAGGGACUGUACUGGGAUGCGAUGUCCUUGGUAUUGUCGAGGAGGUCUCCCAAGGCGGGGGCGAAAUUGAUUUCACUGCUGGUAGCGCUGGAGGGUCUCAUGCUGGUGAUGUAGCCCACCAAGUGCAGAAGGGGGAUCUCCUCGCCGGUCUAAUCUGGGGUGGAGAGCACAAAGGUCUUGGAGGGUACUCGCACCACACUAUCCUCCCCGACACACGCAUCGCCUUUCGUAUCGAUGAGGAGCUCGAAGCUCGCUUCGGCCGUGCGGCAUUGAGCACACUGCCCCUCGCAGCAGCUACUGCAGAGUUGGCUUUAUUCUCUUCUUCUUGCCUCGGGAUUCCACAGGACGACGAUGGGAAAAAGACGCCCGUUCUCAUCUGGGGUGGAUCCUCCUCUGUAGGAUCCUACGCUAUCCAACUUGCUGCGCUGCGCGGUUUGCAAGUGUACACUACUGCCUCUCCCGCACAUCAUGAGCGUCUUCGCUCCCUAGGUGCACACGAAGUGCUAGAUUAUCGCUCUCAAGACGUUCCUGCGCUUCUCAAGGAACGAGGAGUAAGCAUCAAGCACGCAUUCGACUGUAUCGGUUCAACCCCAACCUCGCAAGCCUGCUCCCAAGUCGUCGGCGAUGGAACAAUCUGUACCGUCCGUCCCGGCCUGGGCGGUACGGAGAAAUGCCUCAAGGAAACACGCAAGACAGACGUCCUUGUCUGGACCGUCUUUCUGACUGAUCAUGCGUAUGGACCACUCAAGUGGCCUGCAUCAGAGGAGGAUCAUUCGCUGGGUGUUCAACUCUUUGAAAACAUUCCACAGUGGUUGAAGGAGGGGAAAUUGGUACCUAAUCAGGUUAAAUUGCUGCAGGGAUUGGAGAGCGUAAAGGAGGGGUUCCAGAUGCAUCGCGAUGGGAAGCUUUCGGGAGAGAAGAUCGUUUACGCGAUUUGAGAAACAGAGAGAUGGAAAUAGCCGUCACAGAGAUCACAGAGAGAGUAGGUCGUGCAUGUGUGUAUCAUGAUUACUUCGUUACUAUUUACAAGAGUGUGUACGCAAAAGGGAGCAAGGAGACGUGAAUACAACAGACGCUUGCCCCAUGUCUUACGUGUCCCACUCUCUAUGCGUCGAGAGAGCCUUCUCUCCUGUUCUUCCUCUGUCUGCCUGCUCUCUCAAGCUCAAGCAACCCCAGUACCAGCACCAGCGCUUACGGGCGUCCCAUUAGAGUAAGGCACUCUUCCCAAGG